AUGGCCAGUUACCCUGCCCAGACCCACGUGGCUGUCAUUCUGCCAGCAGCAUGGUCCCCAGGCUGGGCCUGGCUACUUGACUACUGCAGGAGCCCCAGCAAGGCCACAUGCAACUUUGUGUGCGACUGCAGGGACUGCUCAGACGAGGCCCAGUGCGGGCACCAUGGGGCCUUGCCCAUCCCGGGCACCCCCUUCACCUGCGGCUUUGAGCAGGAUACCUGUGGCUGGCAGGAUAUCAGCACCUCGGGCUACAGCUGGCUCCGAGACCGAGCAGGGGCUAUGCUGGAGGGUCCCGGGCCUCACUCCGACCACACACUUGGCACUGACCUGGGCUGGUACAUGGCUGUGGGAACCCACCGUGGGAAGGAGGCAUCCACUGCAGCCCUGCGCUCCCCUGUCCUGCAAGAGGCAGCCCCCACCUGUGAGCUGAGACUCUGGUACCAUGCAGCAUCUGGAGAUGUGGCUGAGCUGCGGCUGGAGCUGACCCAUGGUACAGAGACGCUGACACUGUGGAAGAGUGCAGGACCCUGGGGCCCCAGCUGGCAGGAGCUGGUGGUGACCACUGGCCGUAUCCAGGGUGACUUCCAAGUGACCUUUUCUGCUACCCGAAAUGCCACGCACAAGGGAGCUGUGGCUGUGGAUGAUGUGGAGUUCUGGGGCUGUGGGCUGCCUGCCCCCCAGGCCAGCUGCCCCCUGGGGCACCAUCAGUGCCAGAACAAGGCCUGCAUAGAGCCACACCAGCUGUGUGACAGGGAGGACAACUGUGGGGAUGGCUCCGACGAAGACCUGCUUACCUGCGGCCACCACAUGGCUACUGACUUUCAGUCAGGCCUGGGUUCAUGGAACCACUCAGAAGGCUGGACCCGGAACCACAGUGCUGGUGGCCCUGAGGACCGUGCCUGGCCAAACCGAGAUCACAGCUGGAACAGUGCACAGGGCAUGUUCCUAGUCUCUGUGGCCAAGUCUGGCACCCCUGCUGUCCUCUCCAGCCCUGAGUUCCAAGCCUCAGGCUCCCACAACUGCUCGCUCAUCUUCUACUACUACUUGCAUGGGUCCGAGGUCGGCUGCCUCCAGCUGCUCCUGCAGAUGCAGGGGCCUAGUGCCCCCCAGGACCCUGUCCUCCUGCGGAGGCACUGUGGGGAGCUGGGAGCAGUGUGGGUACGAGACCGGGUUGACAUCAGGAGUGCCCAUCCCUUCCAGAUCCUCCUGGCUGGGGAAACGGGUCCAGGAGGCGUGGUGGGCCUGGACGACCUCAUCCUGUCGGACCACUGCAGAACAGCUCCAGGGAGGUCUGACCUACAGUCACUGCCUACGCGACCUUGGGUCCAGGCCCUCCAGCCCCAGCCGUCCAGCUUCCAUCCCCAGGAGGUCUGUGAGCUGGGAUAUCUCUCUUGUGGGGACCUGUGUGUGCCCCCAGAGCAGCUGUGUGACUUCCAGGAACAAUGCCCAGAGGGCGAGGAUGAGCAGGAGUGUGGCACCACGGACUUUGAGGCUGCCACGGCCGGGGGCUGGGAGGAUGCCAGCGUGGGGCAGCUGCAGUGGCAGCGGGCUGCAGCCCAGGAAAGCAGGGGGCCUGGCAGGGACGCUCGUGGGGCUGCUGCUGGGCACUUCCUGUCUCUACAGAAGGCCUGGGGGCAGCUGAGGCCUGAGGCCCGGGCCCUCACAUCCCCCCUGGGCCCCUCAGGCCCCAACUGUGAACUCCACAUGGCUUACUACUUCCACAGUCACCCCCAAGGCUUCCUGGCACUGGUGGUGUUGCAGGGCAGCUCCCGGGAGCUGGUGUGGCAGGCCCCAAGCAGCAGCACAGGAGACUGGACGGUGGACAAGAUCUUUCUUGGAGCACGCCACCGGCCAUUCCGGCUGGAGUUUGUCAGUCUAGUGGACUGGGACAUCCCUGGCCAGCAGGGGGCCGGGGUGGACAACGUGACAAUGAGGGACUGCAGCCCCACUGCCACCACUGAGAAAGACCAAGAGGUUUCCUGUAACUUUGAGCGGAAUACCUGCGGCUGGCACAUGGGCCACUUCACAGAUGCCCACUGGCGUCGGAUACAGAGCCAUGGCCCUGGGUAUGACCACACCACUGGCCAAGGUUUUUUCAUGCUCCUGGACCCCACAAAACCCCCUGCCAGUGGCCGUGCUGCCCACUUGCUCACAGGGCCCCAGACCCCAGCAACCCCCAAGGAGUGUCUCAGCUUCUGGUAUCACCUGUAUGGACCCCAAAUUGGGACCUUGCGCCUAAUCAUGAGGAGGGACGGGGAGGAGGACACACUGCUAUGGUCGCGGUCAGGCACCCAUGGCAACCGCUGGCACCAGGCUUGGGCCACCCUCCAUCACCAGCUAGAUCCUAGCACCAAGUACCAGCUGCUGUUUGAGGGCCUCCGGGAUGGGUACCAUGGCACCAUGGGGCUGGACGAUGUGGCUGUGCGGCCCGGGCCCUGCUGGGCCCCCAGGCACUGCUCCUUUGAGGACUCUGCCUGCGGCUUCUCAACUGGAGGACAGGGCCUGUGGAAGCGCCAAGCCAACGCCUCCUGGGGCCCCCAGACAGACCAUACCACAGAGACAGCCCAAGGGCACUACAUGGUGGUGGACACAAGCCCAGUCGCACUGCCUCAGGGCCACGUGGCCUCCCUGACCUCAGAGGAGCACCAGCCUCUGGCUCAGCCCACCUGCCUGAGUUUUUGGUACCACCUAAGCCUCCACAACCCAGGCACUCUGCGAGUCCACAUGGAGGAGGGCAAGAGACGCCAGGUGUUCAGUGUUUAUGGCCACGGUGGGCUUGCCUGGCGCCUGGGCAGCGUGGAUGUGCAGGCUGGGCAGGCCUGGAGGGUGGUGUUUGAGGCCCUGGCUGCUGGCAUGGAACACUCCUACAUCGCACUGGACGACCUUUCCCUUCAGGAUGGGCCCUGUCCUCGGCCAGGGUCCUGUGACUUUGAAUCUGGCCUGUGUGGCUGGAGCUGCCUGGCCUGGCCUGGCCUGGGCAGGUACAGCUGGGACUGGAGUGGUGGAGACACCCCCUCCCGCUACCCACUGCCCACUGUGGACCACACCCUAGGCACAGAAGCAGGCCACUUUGCCUUUUUCGAAACUAGUGUGCUGGGGCCAGGGGGUCAGGCGGCCUGGCUGCGCAGUGAGCCUCUGCCAGCCACCACGGCUUCCUGCCUCCGCUUCUGGUACCACAUGGGAUUUCCCGAGCACUUCUACAAGGGAGAGCUGAGGGUGCUCCUGAGCAGUGCCCAGGGCCAGCUGGCUGUGUGGGGCACAGGUGGACACCUGCGGCACCAGUGGCUAGAAGUCCAGGUUGAGGUGACCAGCACCGAGGAGUUCCAGAUCGUGUUUGAAGCCACUCUGGGUGGUCAGCCAGCUUUGGGGCCCAUUGCUCUAGACGAUGUGGAGUACCUGGCCGGGCAGCAUUGCCAGCAGCCUGCACUCAGUCAGGGAGGCAUGACAGCAUCCAUGAUGGUGCCAGCCCUGGUUGGAGGGGCCCUCCUCUUCCUCAUACUCCUGGUGCUGCUGGGACUUGGGGGACGCCACUGGCUGCAGAAGGGAGGCUGCCCCUUCAGGAGUAACAAGGACGUGGCAGCACCUGGCUUUGACAACAUCCUCUUCAAUGCGGAUGGAGUCACCCUUCCAGCACCUGCCACCAGCAGCUCAUAGACCAUCCCAGACAAGGAUCUGGCCCCUGAAUGUACCUCGGAUCUGGCCCCAGGCUGGAUCCACCUUCAUCCCCAGAUACCUGACCUCCCCUGAGGUUGGAUUGGGGGGCUCAGAGGACACAGAGCUUCCACAGCCCUCCCCUGUCCAGUCACUGCCCACUUGUAUGGCACAGGGUGCUUGCUCCAUGAAUAAAUGCUCAGUCCUGAGGACUGCCCAAGUUUUCAAGCUGAGAUCAGUUAUCCAUG
This is a messenger RNA of Urocitellus parryii (Arctic ground squirrel), 3899 nucleotides long. It is a transcript of the gene Mamdc4, whose product is annotated as MAM domain containing 4. Gene Ontology annotation, molecular function: protein binding. The record is from RefSeq and is a predicted model, not a curated record. NCBI's taxonomy places the organism in Eukaryota, Metazoa, Chordata, Mammalia, Rodentia, Sciuridae. Gene Ontology annotation, cellular component: membrane.